AUGUCCCAGAAGACCUCCUCUGAUUGGAUACCGGUGACGUUUGGAUGGGAGUGCGGGAUUAUAAAUUGUGGGGGAAAAAAAAUUGAUGUUUGUUUAAACAUUAUAACGUUCUGAGUCUCAGUGGUAGGCACCCCUUCUCCAGAAAGUCGAGUUUGUUACCUUAUUUCAGUCCUUUUUCCAAGAUGAACAGAAUUAUUCUCCAGCUUAUUGCAUUCGGAUGCUUCUUUGCAGGCGUUCAAGCGCUGAUGUGCUACAAAUGCAGCCUUGGCAUAGGUACCCUUUGCAUUACCACCAAAACUACAUGUAGCAGCGGAGAACAAUGCUUCAAUGGUGUCGGGAAAGCAGGUAAGGUCGUAGAUAUCAUGACAAAGGGCUGUUUAUCAGUGGAUAAGUGCAACAUGACCGAACCAACAACCUUCAACAACCAAACAGUCUACACCUUGACCAAGACGUGCUGCAACACAGACCUGUGCAAUGCUGCGCCCGGUCUGCCCGGGACCUCCGCUCUGGGCCUGGCCCUCGCCACCAUCACUGCUCUGUUUGUGGUCAACGUCCUGGUUUAAAAGAAAAUACAGUGGAAGAUGGGACACACACACACACACACACACACACACCAGCACUACAAAGAUUAAAUGCUCUCCCCUUAGACAUGUGGUUGGUUUUUACGUAUGUGUCUUGUGGUCAUUAUUCUUGAUGUGUAUUGUACUGCACACAAAUGUUAUGUUAUCAGUUUAAAUUUUAAUUCCCUCUUUUGUUUUUUUAUUUAGAUUACUCAGUAAACUGUCCUUGUCCUCAUUUUACUAUAAGAGAUAUUAACUUGGUAGUUAAUAAUUUAAGUGU
Molecule: messenger RNA, 840 nt
Organism: Etheostoma cragini (Arkansas darter)
Lineage: Eukaryota; Metazoa; Chordata; Actinopteri; Perciformes; Percidae
Gene: spaca4l
Product: sperm acrosome associated 4 like
Exons: 3
Coding region: 183-563 (126 amino acids)
Cellular component (GO): membrane
Molecular function (GO): transmembrane receptor protein serine/threonine kinase activity
Source: RefSeq, a predicted model, not a curated record